AUGAAGAAAGUACAUCUUGACAUGAUCAGCAGCAGGCGACAUCAGUUUCUUGGCGUCUCGAUCAUCUUUAGAUGGUGGAAGAUUUCCCUGAGAAGCGAGUAUCGGUCAGCAAAACCUGGAGAGACAAAGGAAACUCAUGAAGAUUUUCUAGAGAACUCUCAUCUUCAAGUGCAAAUCGCCUUAAUAUUUGGUGCAAGGAUAUUAGACUAUGUCUUCAACAUGUGCGAAGGGAAAUUUGACUACCUGGAGCGGCUCUCAGACAAACUGCUGCUGAAGAUCAUCUGCUUCCUGGAACUCGAAGAUAUUGCCAGGCUCUCUCAGACAUCAAGCAGGUUUGCAAAGCUGUGCAAGUGUGACUCAUUGUGGGAGCAGAUAGUUCAGGCGGCCUGUGACACCGUCUCCCCCGACAUGCGGGCCCUGGCGAAGGACGUGGGCUGGAGACAGGUGUUCUUCACCAACAAGAUUCAGCUGCAGAGGCAAAUCCGCAGGAAGAAGCUGAGACAGGGAAGGCAGAAGGACAAGAAAUAUGCUUAGGGGCUGGCUCUUCCCUCCAGAGGGGCCACAGACGUGCUUCUCCUCAUGUCCAAUUCUUGUUCUUUUAACAACAGCGGUUGCUGAUUCCUGGAAUCACUUGAAAAACCACAUUUUGCACACACAUGAAAACCCACCUAGUGCCUUUCUUGAACAACCACCUCUGUCAUUCUCAGGCCAACCCAUGGCCCAAGUAUUUAGGACUACAAGACAGGAAGCUCUCAGGCUCUCACCUUCCCGAUCCCGUUACCCCUGAGGAAAAAGGCUCUUGUGUGUAUGAACUAACAAUAAAGAGUUAUUUUCAGG
This is a messenger RNA of Cricetulus griseus (Chinese hamster), 837 nucleotides long. The record is from RefSeq and is a predicted model, not a curated record. Lineage: Eukaryota; Metazoa; Chordata; Mammalia; Rodentia; Cricetidae.